ACUCCUUCCACAACAACAACAACAACAACAACAGCAGCAGCUCUCUGCGAUUAUCUGCUGUUUCGCAGCUUUUUGUUCGUCUUCUUUGUCUCUGAGUUAUGGAUUCUUCACGGCAUAACACAGUGGAGAGGCUUGAUCGGCCCAGUGCCUACUAUGUGGGAAAGAACAAGAAGCGCAAGUACACUCAAGAUGAGCCUGAAAAACUAGAAUCUCCGGCCGAUAAUCUGAAGAACGCUACCACGCUCUAUGUGGGCAACCUCUCUUUCUACACCACUGAAGAACAGAUUCACGAGCUUUUCGCAAAAUGCGGAGAAAUUAAGCGCCUCGUGAUGGGACUCGACCGAUACAACAAAACCCCUUGCGGCUUUUGCUUCGUGGAAUAUUAUACACAUCAGGAUGCUUUGGAUUGUUUGAAAUACAUCGGAGGCACCAAGCUCGAUGAGAGAAUCAUUCGAACGGAUUUGGACCCUGGGUUUGAAGAAGGACGGCAGUACGGACGAGGUAAAUCCGGUGGUCAGGUUCGCGACGAGUACCGAGAAGAGUAUGAUCCGGGCCGUGGUGGCUACGGACGAGCAUACGCGGAUGACCAACGGCAACGCGAAGAGGAUGAAUACGGGCCUGGUAGGUAAUAAAUAGUAUGGGAAAUUGCUUUCAUUUAACAGGCGCAGUCAUGGCGUUUAUGUGUAAAUUCUAUUGUGUCUAUCAUUGGCAUUAAACAGCAGCGCCCCAAAAAGAAAAGAAAAAAUAAAUAAAUAAAUAUUU
Molecule: messenger RNA, 762 nt
Organism: Aspergillus ochraceoroseus IBT 24754
Lineage: Eukaryota; Fungi; Ascomycota; Eurotiomycetes; Eurotiales; Aspergillaceae
Product: nuclear cap-binding protein subunit CBC2
Exons: 5
Coding region: 99-629 (176 amino acids)
Biological process (GO): mRNA cis splicing, via spliceosome
Cellular component (GO): nuclear cap binding complex
Molecular function (GO): RNA cap binding
Source: RefSeq, a predicted model, not a curated record